Molecule: messenger RNA, 555 nt
Organism: Purpureocillium lilacinum
Lineage: Eukaryota; Fungi; Ascomycota; Sordariomycetes; Hypocreales; Ophiocordycipitaceae
Source: RefSeq, a predicted model, not a curated record
AUGGAAGACGCGGAGCCACACCCAGCGCGCGCCGUCGCGGCCGCCGUCCUCGCCGUACUGUCCGGCGCGUUCGAUCUCAUCGCCCGCGUCGUCCUCUCGCUCUGGGCCGUCCCCUGGCGCUGGCUGCUCUCGCAGCUCGUCCGCGUCAUUGCGCUGCCUCUUCGGCUCGUCUGGCUGCCGCUGUCGUACGUUGCGAGCUUCCUGCGCGUGCUCUUCGCGCCGGCACUGUACGUUGCGUCGUACGCCCUCUCAUGCGUCAAUGCGUUCAUCGCGUUCGUCUUUGGCGCAGCUGCAGGCCUCGGCAUCUUUGCUGGCAUUGCACUCGCCAUCACUUCUUCCAUCAUCACCUCGCACUUGGGCAUGCACGACGAAGAACCAGAGAAAGACGAGACAUCAUUAGACAAAUACGAACAACUCAAGCCAGGCCGCCGCGACAUAACCCCCGCCGUCCUAGAGACGGAUUGGUAUUGGACCGAGUCCUCGCCUUCAGGGCGCCGGCGGCCUGGGUUGCUAUCACAGACGAUCCACGAGGAGGAUGACGAUUCAGACUUGUAG